This is a messenger RNA of Oryza brachyantha (malo sina), 918 nucleotides long. RefSeq names its product protein TsetseEP-like. The transcript has a single exon. The record is from RefSeq and is a predicted model, not a curated record. NCBI's taxonomy places the organism in Eukaryota, Viridiplantae, Streptophyta, Magnoliopsida, Poales, Poaceae. Bases 51 to 662 code for a protein of 203 amino acids.
ACGCACCUAGCUACACAGCUUGAGCGGUCGUAGAGUGUGAAGUGUCAACGAUGAGGAGAUCUGUCCUCUCGCUGUGUUUCCAUUUGGCUCUUGUCAUUGCAUUGGUGGCAAAUGUUCCUGACCAUGCCAAUGGACGUGUGAUUGGUAUUAGAUUUGAUCCGAAGCCUACAGACCUCAAGCCUGAACCUGACCCAACACCGAAACCAGCACCAGAAACAAAGCCUACUCCACAGCCGAACCCUCAGCCAAACCCACAGCUGGAUCCAAAACCAACACCACAGCCUGACCCAAAACCAGAUCCUCAGCCGAACCCACAGCCCGACCCGAAGCAAGAUCCCCAGCCGAACCCACAGCCCGACCCAAAACCUACGCCACAACCCGACCCGAAGCAAGAUCCUCAACCGAACCCACAGCCCAACCCGAAGCCGGCACCACAACCUAGUCCAAAAGUUGACCCAAGACCAAGCCCAAAGCCUAAGCCACAACCAGAGCCUAGCCUAAAACCCAAGCCAGAGCCGAGCCCUAGCCCUAAGCCCAAACCUGAACCAAAACCUGAGCCACAGCCUGAUCCUAAGCCAGAGCCCAAACCCCAGCCAGAUCCAUCCCUACCAAAGCCACCUCCCAUUUCACCCGCUAUAGCUAUAAUUGUGCCUGAGAACUGAGUCAAUAUCGAGGAGUCGACUUGGCUGUUAGCAUGUAUUAUCCUCGUAUUACCUUUGGUGUCCACUAUUAUUGUAGUAUUACAUGUAUGUGCUCUUCACUUGUGUGUGCAUGCAGUUAUGUAUGUUUUUAUCAGCCUCUGUCUGAGCAGGUACGCUUUAGUGUAAAGCAUAUGCACGUGUGUUAUGUUUGUGUUACAUAUGCUAUCAAUAAAAAGAGCAGGCAUCCCUGUGUCUGUGUGUCGGUAUUUUUAGUCUA